AUGCCGGUCAUUCUACACACCGGUGCUCGUGUCGCACCUGGCGACACCAUCUUCACCUCCCCUGCGGCCGUGACGUCCUCUAACGAUGCCCUCGAAGGAGGCGCUGCGGAGGAGGCGGAGGUUGUGCCGAGAGAGGGUUGUGCGGUGCAGUACGUAGAGCGAUACGUAACGCCAAAAGCGCUAUCCUUGUCGGCGCCGUCGACAGUGGUGGAGCGCUUGAUCGUAGCUACCCGUCACGGUAUCGCGCAGUGGGAUGGACCCCUUGUGUCGGUCUUUCCCCUUACUUCGUCCGGCAGGGCGGAGUACGCGGCAGCGCGCGGCACAGGCGCCCCACCCGGCUCUACGGUCUCGUCUUCGCGGCAUACCGUGCUUGGACCGCGGCCGGGUGACAUAGUGCAUCUCCGCAUCACUCGACUGAAUCGUCUCUUUGCCUUUGGCGAGGUCAUUGCGGUAAACUGGAGGUGGUGUAGCCAUCGCAGCCUCUCCUCCGCGGCAGCCGGCGGCGGCGGCAACAACAGCGGCGUCUUCAAAGGCGUCCUGCGACAGGAGGAUAUCCGACCGUUCAAGCCCUCGAAAGACCAGCUGCUGCCCCCUCCGCCGUCGCUGUCCUUCGGGCCGGGAGAUGUUGUGCUCGCCGAGGUUAUUUCACAGUCCGACGUACACCAAUACCAGCUCAGCACCAUUAGCGAGGGCUGCGGCGUAGUGGAGAGCUUUAUAACUACUAUCGAGGGGCGAUACGGCGGUCAAGAGAAGAUCAAGCUUGAGCAUAUACCCGGGCGUCGCGACGCCAUGAUGAUUCGGAGCACAGGAGAGGUGGUGCCGAGAUGGUGUCCGCUGCUGCCAUAA
Molecule: messenger RNA, 846 nt
Organism: Leishmania braziliensis MHOM/BR/75/M2904
Lineage: Eukaryota; Euglenozoa; Kinetoplastea; Trypanosomatida; Trypanosomatidae
Product: putative Csl4p homologue
Exons: 1
Coding region: 1-846 (281 amino acids)
Biological process (GO): RNA processing
Cellular component (GO): nuclear exosome (RNase complex); cytoplasm
Source: RefSeq, a predicted model, not a curated record